Messenger RNA from Fusarium vanettenii 77-13-4, 594 nucleotides. RefSeq lists its product as uncharacterized. NCBI's taxonomy places the organism in Eukaryota, Fungi, Ascomycota, Sordariomycetes, Hypocreales, Nectriaceae. The record is from RefSeq and is a predicted model, not a curated record. Bases 1 to 594 code for a protein of 197 amino acids. The transcript has a single exon.
AUGGGAGAGAAUUUGCUUCAAAAUCUCUGCUGGAAGACCGAGCCCUCUGACACACAGGAAGUUGUUUUGCCCACGUGGACGUGGGUAUCUCAACCAACUGACGUGUCAUUCUGCUUUGCCCCCAAGCCAGAGACGCACGAAGGCAUUAUUCCGCUCGCGGUAUUAGUCUCAACUGACGCCAAGGUUAACGAGAGCACAUUACAGGCCUCGGGCUCUCUCACACUCAGGGGAUCUCUUUAUGCCUCACGUCUCCUCAAGGACUUCUCUAUCAAGGUAGAUAAGAGACCGCUCUCGCUGAAUCCUUUCUGGGACCGCAAGGCCUACGAAUCGCGAGAAGACUAUUACGUCUUUGAUUUGCUGGGCUAUAGCUGCGAGAAGAAUCAAGCAUGGAACACUUACGGUGUCAAGAAGUCGCAUCCUGCCAAGAUGCUCCUGAUGCUGGAGCCAGCCGACGAGACUCUCACUCGGUUUCGCCGGCUGGGGCUUGGAUUCUUGGGGUGGAAGGAUACGUAUCCCCCGUAUGGAUAUGCACCUGUCAAACCAAUAUGGAUCGAUGACGAGACUCAGUUUGAGCACACCAUCACUCUUGUCUAA